GACAGGCGGCAACGUUUCUCAAACCAAACUUCGAUCACAUUUAGAAUUUAUUCUUAAAUCGUGAAUCAUCUUCUUACUUUUCCUCCACUGAACCCAGCAGGUGGAACUGCUUCAACCCAGUUUACACCGGUCUUUUGGUUAUCGGUCCGCGUGUUGUUAUUGGAGGUCAGUGGAUCCAGGUGAAACCAGCACACCGUCCAGAUGCUUUCCCCGGGCAGGACCGUCUCCUCCCGGCUGUUCAGGCCGGUCUCGUGGAUCCCACUCCGGCUAGCCUGUGACCAGAGAGCCGUCAGCACUCUGCAGAAAGAGUUGAUAAAGAAACAAGAACUGGACAAAGAUGAGCCCCGCCCCCUCUACAUGGACUUCCAGGCCACCACACCCAUGGACCCCAGGGUGCUGGAUGCCAUGUUGCCCUACCAGGUGAAUUACUAUGGUAACCCUCACUCCAGAACACACGCCUACGGCUGGGAGAGCGAGAGCGCCAUGGAGAAGGCCAGGAAGCAGGUGGCUGAUCUGAUUGGAGCAGAUCCCAGAGAGAUUAUCUUCACCAGCGGAGCCACCGAGUCCAACAACAUGGCCAUCAAGGGCGUGGCCAGGUUCUACCAGUCCAAGAAGCGGCAUGUGAUCACCACACAGACGGAACAUAAAUGUGUUCUGGACUCGUGUCGAAUUCUGGAGGCUGAAGGAUUCAACAUCACCUACUUGCCAGUCCAGACGAACGGACUGGUGGACCUGGAGCUGUUGGAGGCAUCCAUCCGCCCUGACACCUCUCUGUUGUCCGUGAUGACCAUCAACAACGAGAUUGGAGUCAAGCAGCCCAUCAGUGAGAUUGGUCAGAUUUGUCGUUCUAAAGGAGUCUUCUUUCACACCGACGCCGCUCAGGCUGUCGGAAAGAUUCCCAUCAACGUCACGGACUGGAAGGUUGAUCUGAUGUCCAUCAGUGGCCACAAGAUCUACGGACCCAAAGGUGUUGGUGCUUUGUACGUGCGCCGCCGACCCCGGGUGCGAAUGGAGCCGCUGCAGAGCGGGGGCGGGCAGGAGAGGGGCCUGCGUUCUGGCACCGUCCCCACCCCGCUGGCUGUUGGGCUGGGAGCCGCCUGCAACAUCGCCCAGCAAGAGAUGGAGUAUGAUCAUCAAAGAGUGUCCAUGCUGGCUAAUCGUCUGAUCCAGAAAAUCAUGGCCGGGAUUCCUGACGUCGUCAUGAACGGAGAUCCACAACAACGCUACCCUGGCUGUAUCAACCUGUCCUUUGCGUAUGUGGAGGGAGAGAGUCUGUUGAUGGCGCUGAAGGGUGCUCUGUCAUCUGGAAGCGCAUGUACGUCAGCAUCUCUGGAGCCAUCAUACGUCCUCCGAGCGAUCGGAGCAGAUGAAGACUUGGCUCACUCUUCCAUCAGGUUUGGUAUUGGCAGGUUCACCACAGUAGAUGAGGUGGACUACACCGCAGAGAAAUGUAUCCAGCAGGUCUCCAGACUCAGAGAGAUGAGUCCUCUGUGGGAGAUGGUUCAGGAAGGCAUCGAUCUAAAGAGCAUCAAGUGGUCGCAGCACUAAACUCUUCCCACUUCCUGUUUUGUUUCCUAGCUGACAGUGAUGAUAGUGAUGAUUCCCAAGGAGUUCUGGGAAUAGACCAGCUUUUCCUUCUUGUACACAAACACGCACAAACUUCCUGUCUGA
Molecule: messenger RNA, 1671 nt
Organism: Micropterus salmoides (largemouth bass)
Lineage: Eukaryota; Metazoa; Chordata; Actinopteri; Centrarchiformes; Centrarchidae
Gene: nfs1
Product: NFS1 cysteine desulfurase
Biological process (GO): [2Fe-2S] cluster assembly
Cellular component (GO): cytosol; mitochondrion; nucleus
Molecular function (GO): cysteine desulfurase activity; pyridoxal phosphate binding
Source: RefSeq, a predicted model, not a curated record